AUGAACUCCCUCUCGGAGAGCAGUGACACUGGAAUUCUUUAUCUGAACCCUCAAACACCAAAGUGGUCUUUGGUGGAGAAAAACGCGGUGAGGUUGACAAAGAGCACCGUCCCUUCAAGUGCCCCACACUGUGACUGGGCUUUUAAAAAGCUCUGCAACCUACAGAGUCACCUGCAAACUCACAGUGGCCUCAAGCCACACGUGUGCGAUAUAUGUGGCAAGGCUUACUCCCACCAGGGCACUCUGCAGCAGCACAAGCGUCUGCACACGGGGGAAAGACCAUACCACUGCCCCUUCUGUGUCAAGACCUACAUCUGGUCCUCAGAUUACCGCAAGCAUAUCCGCACACACACAGGUGAAAAGCCCUACGUCUGUGACACUUGUGGGAAGGAUUUCAUUCGAUCCUCUGACCUGAGAAAGCACGAGCGGAACAUGCAUACCAAUGACAAGCCUUUCCCCUGCACGCACUGUGGCAAGACCUUCAAUAAACCCCUCUCCCUGAAGCGCCAUGAGCGCAAGCACCUGGGAGAAAGGCCCUUCUCCUGCCCCGACUGUGGGAAGGCCUUCGCUCUGGCCAGCCGUAUGGCAGAGCACCAGAAGAUCCACGCGGGCGUUCGUCCUUACAUCUGCUCCGUGUGCUCCAAGUGCUUCACCAAGUCUUCCAACCUGAGCGAGCACGAGGCCAUUCACAGCGGAGCGCGGCCCCACAAGUGCCCAGAGUGCGGCGUGGCGUUUGCCAUGGCUUCUCGCCUCGUCCGUCACCAGUACGUCCACAGCAAAGAGGAACCCCACAAGUGCACAGGCUGUAGCAAGAACUUUAGCCACCAAGCCUCACUGAAGCUUCACCAGGAGCAAACCUGUGCCGGCAGGAUCUUUGUCUGUGUGGAGUGCGACAAGUCUUUCCAGUGUGCUGCAAAGCUCUCACAGCAUAUGCUGCACCACAGGGAGCAAAAUGUCUGAAUGAGUUUAAAGACAGGUUUUGGACACCUCCACAACCGUGCCAGUACUAUUGACUGUCACCGAGCACCCAUUUUUAUGUCAGGGGGCUAGUUUGAAUUGUUUGAAGUGAGGUUAAAUGAGGCACUAGUCAGUGUUUUACAUAAAGUAGAUGACGGUUGGCAUGCCCCAAGUUCUGAGAAACACUCGGGAGUUCCAGCACAGGAGCUAAGCAAUGUAUUGGACCUUAAGAGUUUUUACUCACACGCCCUCUUUCCCCACGGUGCUGGGUUACCAUGAGAUGAACCUAGCAAUUUCUCACGAACAUUGACACUGGAGCUGAUGGCCUAAUAGUGUGAUGUGAACAUAAGUACUAGAGUUCCAGACUUUAUAAAAGUGAGAAUUAAAUGUAAGGCUAAUAGUUAAAAAUAUGCACAAAACCGCAACUUUGCGUUUAGGAAAUGCAGGCGGUUUAUCAUGACCUGUGCUGUAGUUUGAUGCUUUGGUCUUUCUGAAUCUGGUGGCCAAGGUGGUGAAUCUAUAACAGUAAGAAUGGUUCUGAGCAUUGAAUUACUGAAUAUCAAUCAAAGAGUGAUUCACAAGAUUUACAUCACCAACUAAAGUAUCAUUGACAUUAGCCAGAUUAGAUGACAGCUGUGAUCACCAGUAUUGAUGAUGGUAGCCGGUACAUUAUGUUGUCCUGACAACUGGAGGGACAGCUUGAUGUUCUCAGGCCACCAUGAAUAAAAAAACAACAGCUACAUCAACACUUAUUCUCAGAUGCAGGCUGUUUUAUUGUCUGGUGAGGGCUGAAUGCUGAAACAAGCAGAAAUAUCUGAAUAAAGGGCUAUGGCAUGGAUAUAGACCAGUCGUAACUCCUGAGACACAUUACUGACCACAUAAAUAGACCAGGCUGCUAUGUGAAUACGUGCUGCUACGUGUUCCUUUUUUGUCUAUCUCCAUAAAGGAUCAUUGUUAAAUGGGUUGUCUUAGUUUCAGUAUGCAGGUAAUGCCAGGUGUAAAUAUGUGGCUCAUUUUAAUCACAAUGCCAGACACAACAGGCAUGCUUUGUUUGUAGGAGGUCUAUCAAUUCAAAGAUAUCCAUUAUAAAUGUGUUUAUAAGCUGACACAUUAUUGGCAGGCGGUAAGAAUGGCGUCACAUCCUGGCUGCCUCUGUGGCCCACUUACACUUGACUCCAACAACUAAUAGUAAAAGGAGACGGCACCUGCUGUGUGCUCACUUGCUCUGCAUUAAGUUUGAGGACACGUCUGGAAUCACAACAGGAUUGCAGUGAUGUUUUUAUUAAAUAUGUGACAGGCAGAAGUGCACUGAUAAACAGGUAAAUAAUCCACGGCCUGUACAAAAGCAUUGACAUAUUCAGUAAUACAUAAAACACAGAGCCAAAGGACUCGAAGUAAACAAAUCAAUUACAUCCAGACAUGUUUACAUGGUGUCAAUAAUAAAAAGUUUGUUCUAAAAUA
Messenger RNA from Gymnodraco acuticeps, 2418 nucleotides. It is a transcript of the gene znf648, whose product is annotated as zinc finger protein 648. Lineage: Eukaryota; Metazoa; Chordata; Actinopteri; Perciformes; Bathydraconidae. Gene Ontology annotation, biological process: regulation of transcription by RNA polymerase II. Gene Ontology annotation, cellular component: PcG protein complex; transcription regulator complex. The transcript has 2 exons. The coding region runs from base 1 to 960 and encodes 319 amino acids. Gene Ontology annotation, molecular function: RNA polymerase II cis-regulatory region sequence-specific DNA binding; DNA-binding transcription factor activity, RNA polymerase II-specific. The record is from RefSeq and is a predicted model, not a curated record.